Messenger RNA from Closterium sp. NIES-65, 1389 nucleotides. The record is from the annotation of a GenBank genome assembly. Lineage: Eukaryota; Viridiplantae; Streptophyta; Zygnematophyceae; Desmidiales; Closteriaceae.
AUGCCGCUUCGCACGCCUCUUCCUCUAGACGACGUGGUCGACGGCUGGGGGAUGGAUGUCGUCCCGCUGGAUCCACCUCGGCCCAGAUCCGACGUCAGAAUUGACAGAUGGCCGGUUGCACGACCGGCCGUCGGGGAAACGACUGAGAAGGAGAAGAUCCGACAGACUGCGAACAGAAGAUGGAAGCCCGAGGUUGAGUUGCGGAAGGCGCGGAAUUGGGUCGCGGCGCAGAGCCAGGCGGUUGCGCAACGAGCGGGAGAGGCGUGGGGGAACGCGCAGAAGGAAUGCCGGGAGAACAUCGCGGGGAUGUGGAGCCGGCUGCAGGAAGACGGCGGGUUGAAGACCGUCAAACAUAUCUUCGCCGGAGCUACGGCGUCAGUUGUUGCCAGAUCUGCGGUGGCUCCUCUGGAGCGUCUGAAGCUAGAGUACAUGGUGUGUGGCGCUCAAGCGCACGUGCCGGAGUUAACCCGGCGGAUAUUUGCGCGUGAGGGCAUGAUGGGGUUCUGGAGGGGCAACGGCGUUAAUCUGCUGCGCAUCGUGCCGUUUAAGACGAUCAAUUUCGUCAUGUACGACAUUUUCCGUCAGAAGAUCCUGGAUCUGUCUAAGAAGACGGACGUCAAUAACGUUGAGCGGCUAUCUGCUGGAGCUGUUGCCGGCGUCAUCGCCACCUUCGCCUGCUUCCCGCUGGAUACGGUCCGGACGAGGAUGAUCGCGCAAGGCGGCAUCGCGUGCACCGAUCUGGUCGGCUGUCUAAGCGAGAUGAUCCGAUCGCAGGGAUUCUUCGGCUUAUAUCGAGGCAUCUGGCCUGCGGUCUACAGUAUCGCUCCAUCCUGUGCAAUUUUCUACGCAGCUUACGAUUUUAUGAAAACCACGCAUCUGCAAUCCCAGGAUAAGCCCAAGCUUCCAGUGAUAGACAAGAUCUCGUUCCUGCCUUCCGGGAAACUCGCCCUGCCAGGAGCUCCCUCUACCUCCCAAUCCGCCUCCCUAUCAGCUGGUCUUCCCUCUUUGGCCAAAGCCGACGGGUCUGCAUCGCAAGCGACAGAUGUAUCCGCGGUAGAGACAGACGCGGUAGAAGCAGCGGAGGUUCGGAAGGAGCUCGGUCCGAUGCGGACGCUGCUGUACGGGGCGAUUGCAGGGGUGGUGUCGGAGUUCGCUACCUAUCCUCUGGAGGUGGUUCGGCGGCAGAUGCAGAUGAGCGGUAUUGAGGGGUCCGUAGCGGUGGCAGGACAGAAGGCGGGAGCGAUGCGGGUGCUGAAGGAGGUGGUGCAGAGAGGAGGCUUCCCGGCGCUCUACGCUGGAAUGGUCCCUGGCCUGCUUCAGGUGUUGCCAUCCGCGGCAUUGAGCUACUGGGUAUACGACUUCCUCAAGCUACACCUCAAGGUCGACUAG